Striga hermonthica is the source of this 1410-nucleotide messenger RNA. Lineage: Eukaryota; Viridiplantae; Streptophyta; Magnoliopsida; Lamiales; Orobanchaceae. The record is from the annotation of a GenBank genome assembly.
AUGGUUGAGGUUGAGGAAAAGGAUGAAAAUGCCUAUCCUCUGCUCGCUGAUGUUGCGUCGUCUUCGUCCUCCGAUUCUCAUGCUUCCUUCAAGAGAACAGGGACUGUGUGGACAGCAAUUGCCCAUAUAAUCACAGGGGUGAUAGGUUCGGGUGUGCUUUCGCUGGCAUGGAGUGUGGCUCAGCUCGGCUGGGUCGCGGGCCCGCUUUGUAUGGUGCUGUUCGGAGCAAUAACUAUUAUUUCUUCGAAUCUUCUCUGCGAUUGUUACCGAUACCCCCACCCUGAAGCCGGCCACAUCAGAAAUCGGUCCUAUGCCGAAGCUGUCAGAUCUUAUUUAGGAAAGAAGAGUAUGUGGGUGGCUGAAUUUUUUGUUCAAGAAAGCUACUAUGGUUAUAGUAUUGCUUAUACAAUAACAUCGGCCAUCAGUAUGAGGGCGAUUCUAAAAUCGAAUUGUUAUCACGAGCAAGGGCACGAUGCUCCGUGCGAAUACGGAGGCAGUUUUUUCAUGUUACUGUUCGGGGCAGUUCAGGUUGUAUUCUCUCAGAUACCUGACCUACACAACUUGCAGUGGCUCUCCAUAAUCGCGGCCAUUAUGUCCUUUGCUUACACUUUCAUCGGGCUGGCUCUUGGCUUUGCCAAAGUAUUAGAAAACGGCGAGGUCAGGGGUGAUUUUGGCGGUGUAUCUACAGCCACUGCCGCUCAGAAAGUGUGGCUCUCGUCUCAAGCAGUUGGAGACAUUGCUUUUGCUUUCACCUACAACAUAAUUCUUUUGGAUAUCCAGGAUACUCUCAAGGCACCACCGGCCGAGAAUAAGACAAUGAAGAAGGCAUCGACUAUUGCUAUACUUAUCACCAGCUUCUUCUUUAUCUGUUGUGGGUCUUUCGGGUAUGCGGCUUUCGGGAACCAAGCACCGGGCAAUCUGUUGACGGGCUUCGGAUUUUACGAGCCCUACUGGCUUGUCGACUUUGCUAAUGCAUGUAUCAUUCUUCACCUUGUGGGAGGAUAUCAGAUAUACAGCCAGCCACUUUUUGCAGUAGCCGAGAGACGGAUCAAGGAAAAGCAUCCGAACAGUGGAUUUUUGAACAACGAGUAUGUAGUGAAGCUCCCGGUGCUGCCACGUUUCAAGUUAAGCAUUUUCCGGCUAUGCUUUAGGACUGCUUAUGUGGCGUCGACAACCGGGCUCGCCAUACUUUUUCCAUAUUUCAACGAAGUCUUGGGAGUUUUCGGAGCCUUGAAUUUUUGGCCUCUGGCAAUUUAUUUCCCCGUGCAAAUGUACUUUGUGCAGAACAAGGUGAGAGCUUGGACUGGCAUUUGGAUAGUCCUUCAAGCUCUCCGAAUAUUCAGCUUGGUGUGCACGGUUUUGGCUUUUAUCGGGUCGAUUGAAGGCCUUAUAAGCAACAAAAUGAGCUAA